AUGGAAACAAUAGAAGAAAAACGCGUGUACGUAAAAUUUUGUUUUAAAUUAAGGAAAAGUUCUAGUGGAACUUUUGAACUUUUGAAGCAAGCUUUUGGAGAUGAUGUUCUGUCUCGGACAACAUUUUUUGAGUGGUUUAAUCGGUUUAAGGAAGGUAGGACAUCCAUUGAGGAUAACGAACGAUCUGUUAGACCCUCGACCAGUAAAACAAAUGAAAUUGUUGCUCUUAAUCGUGAAAUUAUUCGAAAUAAUCGACGAUUAACUAUCAGAGAAGUUGCAGAAGACGUCGGAAUAUCUCAUGGUUCUUGCCAAGAAGUAUUAACCAAAAAAUUGGGCAUGAGCCGAAUCGCAGCCAAAUUUGUUCCUCGUCUCAUUGACACGGUAAUAAAAGGUUAA
Messenger RNA from Daktulosphaira vitifoliae (grape phylloxera), 396 nucleotides. RefSeq names its product protein GVQW3-like. The transcript has a single exon. NCBI's taxonomy places the organism in Eukaryota, Metazoa, Arthropoda, Insecta, Hemiptera, Phylloxeridae. Bases 1 to 396 code for a protein of 131 amino acids. The record is from RefSeq and is a predicted model, not a curated record.